Messenger RNA from Ipomoea triloba (trilobed morning glory), 1677 nucleotides. RefSeq names its product phenolic glucoside malonyltransferase 1-like. NCBI's taxonomy places the organism in Eukaryota, Viridiplantae, Streptophyta, Magnoliopsida, Solanales, Convolvulaceae. The record is from RefSeq and is a predicted model, not a curated record. The transcript is spliced from 2 exons. Bases 60 to 1457 code for a protein of 465 amino acids.
CCUGCAAAAGUCUCAAAUAAUUUCUCAAUACUUUUCUCAACUCCGCUUUCCGAUCUUCAAUGGCGACUCUUAUCAGCCACCGUGAAGUGGCCCCAGCCGGCAACCCCGCCGAGAUGUCACUCCCCCUCACCUUCUUCGACAUCCCAUGGCUCUUCUACUUCCGAAUGGUACGUCGCCUUCUCUUCUAUAGGCUUCCAAUUUCCAAGGAAACUUUCGUUGAGACCACAAUCCCAAAUCUAAUCGCUUCUCUCUCUCUAACCCUCAAACACUUUAUUCCGGUGGCCGGAAACCUGGUUUCUCCGGCCGAUUCUUCCGCCUCGCCGGAGCUCCGCUACGUCCCCGGAGACUCUGUUUCCGUCGCCUUUGCCGAAUCCGCCGGCGAUUUUAACUCCCUUGUCGCCAAUCAUCCCCGUGACGUCAACGAAUUUUACCCUCUCGUGGCUAGAUUACCGGGAACGAAACGUACGGCGGAUAAUGAACAGAUAAUCGUCCCUGUUUUGGCCGUUAAAGUCACGCUUUUUCCGGGGUUUGGGAUAUGUAUUGGCACCACGCAUCACCACGUUGUCGGGGAUGGGAACACGAUGAACAAUUUCACUAAGGCGUGGGCGAUGAUAAGUAAAGUGGGCGGAGAUGGAGAGUUCAUAGCGGAGAAAUCUGAAACGGAAUCUUUCCCGUUUUUUGACCGGACGAUUGUGAAAGACCCGCACGGGGCACGGGACAAAAUGUUCGGAGAAACCAAGAAAAAGUUGAAGGUUGAGCCAUCGGAGGCCGAGGUUUCAACCCCUCCAAUCGAUAAGGUUCGGGCAACAUUUAUCAUGCGGCGGGCCGACAUUGAUAAGAUCAAGAAUUUAGUCUCAGCCAGACAAAGAUCCGGAGGAGUUCGGAGUCUUCAUGUCUCAGCUUUCACCGUAACAUGUGGUUAUGUGUGGAGUGGCAUUCUGAAAGCCAAGGCGGUGAUAGGGGAGCGAACCGCGGAGGAGGAAAGAACGGAGUAUUUCUGCUGUGUAGCCGAUUGUCGGAGUCGCCUGAACCCUCCACUUCCGGCUAGCUACUGUGGCAACUGUGUAGUGAACUGUUUAACGAAAUCUAAGCAUGGGGUCCUGGUCGGAAGCCAAGGGUUUUUAGCUGCGGCGGAGUUGAUCGGAGAGGCAAUUGGGAAAGGGGUGAAUGAUGAGGAGAGGAUUUUGAAUGGGGAAUUGUGGUUUUCGGAGUUUGAAGAAGCGGUUGUGGGGGAGGGAGUUGGAGUUGCUGGGUAUCCAAGAAUAGACUUGUAUGGGGCAGAUUUUGGGUGGGGAAAGGCGGAGAAGAUAGAGUAUGUGUCCAUUGAUGGAGGGGAUUCUCUGUCCCUUUGCAAGUGUAGGGAUUCUGAAGGUGAUAUGGAGAUUGGGUUGGCCAUGCCUAGAGCAAGAAUGGAAGCUUUUGCCUCCAUCUUUGCUCAUGGCCUUAGUAGCUUAUAGAGGUUUCUUGAGUUUCUUUUCUCCUUCACUAUCUUCAUUUUCAAAAUUGGGUUGUUAAUUUAGUUGCUUAAUUAUAUGAUUGGCUCUUGUAUGUGUACUAUAAUAAAUAAUUUUGACAAAACCUUCUUCAAGAAGAGUACAAAUUUAGAUAUGGGAGGUGAUUCCAACCAAUUUCGCUGUACAUUUGACUUGGCCAAUAAUUAUAAAAUUUUAAGUUCAA